AUGGAUACUACUCAAUCUGGGAAACCCACUGAAUCCAAGGCCACGCCUGCCCCUGCCGGCGCCGCUGGUGCCAGGUUCGUCAAACUUGCCAAGAGUCUGCAGUUUGCCUGGUUUGUUGGCCACGCCAUCGUCCUGUUCAGCAGUGUCUUGUACAUGUUCACCUUCAAGGAGUGGUUGUACAGACUGGUCUACCUGGGCGUGGUGCACUCCUUCGGUAUCAUUAUCUACCAGCAGCACUUUUUGAAAACUGUUCCAAGGGACACUGCCUCUUUGCUCACUGACGAGAACAUCCUGUACUUCGCUCUGGCAACUGUGUGGCUGUUCACCCCUAGGUUCACCAUCUCGCUCAUCCCAUACAUCAUCUUCUCCCUCUUCCACUUCGCCAGAUACUUGCAGAACAACUUCCUCCCAGUCGUCUUUGGGCUUACAAGGGAGAACAGCGGUAUCAUCCAAAAUCUGACCAACUUUACCCAGAACUUUAACGAAAGAUGCAUGUACUGGGUUGCGGGGGUCGAAUUGACCACUGAGGUCAUUCUUCUCCUAAAGGCCUUGGUCUGGUGCAGAAGAUCUUGGAUCCUGUUCCCAUUGUACUCUCUGUUCAUCAAAAUCAGAUUCGAGAACUCGAAGUACUCGAGAGCAGCUUUCGCUCAAUGGAGGGUCAGACUGGACGGACUCAUUAGCCACCCAUCCGUGCCACCAGUGGCCAAGAAGGCUUACGAUUUCACAAAGACCAAGCUGAUCCAGCUUUCCAGCUACCAAUUGACAAAGCCAACUUUGUCUCCUCAAGCUGCAGAGGCUAAGCAAAACUGA
Molecule: messenger RNA, 810 nt
Organism: Huiozyma naganishii CBS 8797
Lineage: Eukaryota; Fungi; Ascomycota; Saccharomycetes; Saccharomycetales; Saccharomycetaceae
Gene: POM33
Product: nucleoporin POM33
Exons: 1
Coding region: 1-810 (269 amino acids)
Biological process (GO): endoplasmic reticulum tubular network organization; membrane organization
Cellular component (GO): membrane; endoplasmic reticulum
Source: RefSeq, a predicted model, not a curated record